AUGUCGCGACAUCAGAGUAGCCCUGGACGUUCCGAUGGCUCACAGUCUGGUCUUCCAGCUGUUCUCUCGAAGAAACUUGUGGUUGUGGGAGACGGCGGAUGCGGAAAAACAUGCCUUCUCAUUAGUUUCUCGCAAGGAUAUUUCCCUGAGAAAUAUGUUCCAACAGUGUUUGAAAACUACAUUGCACAUACAACACAUAAACCCACAGGCAAACCAAUCGAACUAGCCCUUUGGGAUACCGCCGGCCAAGAAGACUACGACCGAUUACGUCCGCUAUCGUACCCGGAAACAGAUGUGUUAUUUGUCUGCUUUGCUGUUGAUUGUCCGACGAGUUUCGACAAUGUUAUGGAAAAGUGGUACCCCGAAGUUAUGCAUUUCUGUCCGACAGUACCAUUGAUCCUUGCAGGGCUCAAAUCUGACCUUCGUCAGGAUACCAAUGCAAUAGAUUUACUCCGUACGCAGGGGCUGGCCCCAGUGCCAACGGAACAAGCAAUGGAUACUGCCCGUGGUAUGGGAGCAUUGUAUAUGGAAUGUAGUAGCAAAACCAUGCAGGGAGUACAGGAGCUAUUCGAAUUAGCAGUCAAUACGGCUGUUGGUAAAGAUAUCCCUAGCCCGGGAAGUUCACGGACACCCGCAGCCGGCCGGCCAAAAAAACAAAAAACCUGCAAGAUCCUCUAA
Messenger RNA from Orbilia oligospora ATCC 24927, 678 nucleotides. RefSeq lists its product as uncharacterized. The coding region runs from base 1 to 678 and encodes 225 amino acids. The record is from RefSeq and is a predicted model, not a curated record. NCBI's taxonomy places the organism in Eukaryota, Fungi, Ascomycota, Orbiliomycetes, Orbiliales, Orbiliaceae. The transcript has 3 exons. Gene Ontology annotation, molecular function: GTPase activity; GTP binding. Gene Ontology annotation, biological process: small GTPase-mediated signal transduction.